AUAGUAUUGCAUCAUAGCAUUUACGGCGCCCUUAUCGAGAUUAUUUAUAUCACAAUAUUAUAAUGAAUGACCGCGUUAUAGUGAUACAAUAGAUAAAAGGAUUAUCAUCUUUAUUCUGAUAAAUUGCCAAUACAUAAAUACAUCUGUCGCGAAUUUAAGUUUGUGGAGUCAGUAUCGGUCAAUACGGUUGUAAGAAUAUUAUCUAAAAUAGACUUAUAACAGAUUAUCCGCAAGAUGUCGCUGAAACGAGUUCUUAUUGUGAAUAAGUCGUUCCCGCUCGCUGGAUUGGAGUUAUUGAAAAACAAGGUUGAAGCAGUAGUUAUACCGCACCUGGACUACGAACCAGAAAGUUUGCCGACGAUUAAGAAGAAUCUCAAAGGAAUUGAUGGUUUAAUAUGGAACACCAAGCACAAGCUCACUGGAGAACUGCUGGAUUUGGCAGGCCCCCAACUGAAAUCAGUUACGACAAUGGCAUCAGGCAUCGAUCACAUAGAUGUACCAGAGCUAAAGAAGCGCGGUAUACCUCUAGGGAAUACUCCUCAAGUCCUGGAUGAUGCAGUGGCAGACAUCACUGUGGGUCUCCUGAUAGCAGCUGCAAGAAGGUUUAAGGAAGGAGUCCAGGAAUUGGAAGCAGGUGAAUGGAAGUACGGCGUACAAUGGAUGGUAGGACAAGACAUCGCGGGCAGCACAGUCGGCAUCGUUGGCUUCGGCGGCAUUGGACAGGCUGUGCUCAGAAGAUUAAGAGGAUUCGAUGUUGCUCGGUUCAUUUAUAGCGGACGAACUGAUAAACCUCAGGCUAAAACCCUAGGAGCAGAGAGAGUGCCAGUAGAACAAUUGCUUAAAGAAAGUGACUAAGUGAUCCUCGCGUGCCCUUUGAGCAAGGAGACCAAACACAUGAUCAAUGUAGACUCCUUGAAGACUAUGAAGAAGACUGCUGUUGUAGUCAACAUUGGAAGGGGAGAGCUAAUAGAUCAAGAAGCCCUCUACACUGCGCUCAAAGAGAAGCAGAUCUUCGCGGCUGGACUGGACGUGGUGACUCCAGAGCCCAUAGGGAAAGACCACCCACUUAUGUCUCUUCCUAACUGCUAUAUAAUACCUCACAUGGGUAGCGCAACGGUUGAGACCAGAAACAAGAUGGCGUCCAUAUCGGCCAAAAACGUUCUGUUGGGCUUAGAAGGCAAGCCGAUGCUGUUCCCUUGUAUGAUUGUACAUAAUGUAGUUGUAGUGGCGUUAGUCGGUGUCUUGUUGCCGGUAAGCUGUGUUGCACAUAGCACAAUGACGAAAAAUCUAAAGGUUUUGGUGUCGUCCAAAGAUUUUCCGCCGGCGGGACUGAAAGUAUUACAGGAACACUUUACAGUAGUCCAAACAAAAUACCUGAACUUCGAUGAGGAGGGUCGUACUCUUGCCAAAGAUGACCUCUUGAAGCUCAUCCCAGGGUCCUCUGCCCUCGUAUGGAUCUCCAACCUUGCUAUCAGCAAGGAGUUGCUGGAUAAGGCUGGUCCUCAACUGAAGCUGGUAGCAACAGCCUCAGCAGGCUACAACCACUGCAACUUGGAUGAGCUAAGAGCGAGAGGCAUCAAGCUCUCCAACACUCCCAAUGUGCUGUCAUCAGCUGUCGCCGAAAUCGCUAUCGGUCUCAUGCUUGGCGCCGCUAGGCGGUUCACUGAAAACCUGGAUCAGGUUCACAGGGGCGAAUGGGAGAUCGGUUUCGACAAGGUCCUCGGUCAGGAGAUCCGAGGCAGCACUGUGGGCAUCAUUGGAUUGGGAGGAAUCGGACAGGCAGUGGUCAGGCGCCUCGCUGGAUUCGAGGUUGCCAAGUUCCUGUACACUGGCCACAGGGAGAAGCCUGAAGGCAAGGAGUUGGGUGCGGAAUUCGUAAAUCUAGACACACUGUUGGCGCAAAGCGACUUCAUAGUGCUGGCGGUUCCACUGACCAACGAGACCAAACACAUGAUCAACAAAGACACCUUGGGGAAGAUGAAGAGCAAUGCUAUCGUCAUCAAUGUUGGACGUGGAGACCUAGUCGACCAGGAAGCCUUGUAUGACGCGCUGAAGAACAAGCAGAUCUACGCGGCUGGACUUGACGUGACUACCCCGGAGCCUCUGCCCAGAGACCACAAGCUGCUCACAUUACCUAAUCUAUUCGUGCUCCCGCACAUCGGUAGCGCUACAGUGCGCACACGCAGCGACAUAGGCGUGCUAGCCGCCAACAACGUGGUGAACGCCCUCACAGGAAAAGCGCUCAUCACACCCGUCAACCUCUGAAUAGUGGCACAGUAUGAAAGAAGGUGCAGUUUAAGAGCAAAAAGGUUGUAACAUCAUACUGGCUGUAUGUAAUUUAUUAUUGGGAUUCAGCAAUAUUUCAAUUAAAUUGUAGAUUUCUUUA
Helicoverpa zea (corn earworm) is the source of this 2386-nucleotide messenger RNA. RefSeq names its product D-3-phosphoglycerate dehydrogenase-like. Gene Ontology annotation, molecular function: hydroxypyruvate reductase (NADH) activity; hydroxypyruvate reductase [NAD(P)H] activity; NAD binding. Gene Ontology annotation, cellular component: cytosol. The record is from RefSeq and is a predicted model, not a curated record. The transcript has 14 exons. Lineage: Eukaryota; Metazoa; Arthropoda; Insecta; Lepidoptera; Noctuidae.